UGAGUGCACAUGCGACCUUCUCUCUCUACACCUGCUCUGUCUUCAACCUCGCCCCGCCAAUUGCACGUCAAACGCCAUGCAGCAUGUCCUGGAGCCGCAGAGAGGACGCGCGUGGGUCGAGUCGCCGUACCUGCGGUCCUUAAUCGCCGGAGGCCUCGCCGGCACGACCGUCGACCUCUCCCUCUUCCCCCUCGACACUCUGAAAACGCGCCUCCAGUCCUCCGCAGGCUUCGCAUCAUCGGGCGGCUUCUCCGGCAUAUACCGCGGCGUCGGGUCCGCCGUGAUCGGGUCCGCCCCCGGCGCCGCCCUCUUCUUCAUCACGUACGACUCGAUCAAGCGGCACUUCAUCACGCCGGCGCCGCGGACGCUGCGCAACGCGGAGGGGCGGCCGUACGUGGGCGGCGCGGGGGUGGACAAGGGCCGCGAGGCGGGCGUGCACAUGCUGGCGGCGAGUAUGGGGGAGGUGGCGGCGUGUGCGGUGCGUGUGCCGACGGAGGUGGUGAAGCAGCGUGCGCAGGCGAGACAGCAUAAUUCGUCGGCCGAGGCGCUGUGGCAUAUUUUGGAUCAGAGGCGGGGGAAGGGGUAUGUGCAUGUUUGGAGGGAGCUGUAUAGAGGGUGGAGUAUUACGAUUAUGAGGGAGGUGCCGUUUACGGUUAUUCAGUUUCCGCUGUGGGAGGCGUUGAAGAGGUGGAGGGUUGAUGGGACGGGGAGGGAGAAUGUGUCGGGGUUGGAGGGGGGGUUGUUGGGGAGCGUUGCUGGGGCGGUCGCGGCGGGGAUUACGACGCCGUUGGAUGUGUUGAAGACGCGGAUGAUGCUUGCGAAGGAGCGCCAGCCGAUGUUCACGAUGUUGAGUGCGAUUUUGAAGGAGAGCGGGCCGAGGGCGUUCUUCGCUGGUAUAGGUCCGCGAGUUGGGUGGAUCAGUGUGGGCGGUGCAAUCUUUUUGGGGAGCUAUCAAUGGGCGAGUAAUGCAUUGGGAGGACUACGAGAGGUAUGAUGAUCUGCCGGAAGGACGGCCGUACGUGAAAGAAGAAGAGGACGAUGAUAUUGUGUGGCCAUUUUACACUAUCAUCGAUGUACUAUAACGCAACACCUUUCCACCACCCAACUGAUUGUAUAAUAGCAGUGGGAAUAGAAGAGACGACAUGGGUAUGUGCAAGGCAUCUAUGUACAGGACAUAAACAAAUGCAGCGAUUCAAC
Molecule: messenger RNA, 1197 nt
Organism: Aaosphaeria arxii CBS 175.79
Lineage: Eukaryota; Fungi; Ascomycota; Dothideomycetes; Pleosporales
Product: mitochondrial carrier
Exons: 2
Coding region: 77-994 (305 amino acids)
Biological process (GO): transmembrane transport
Cellular component (GO): mitochondrial inner membrane
Molecular function (GO): S-adenosyl-L-methionine transmembrane transporter activity
Source: RefSeq, a predicted model, not a curated record